Messenger RNA from Cuscuta campestris, 1705 nucleotides. Lineage: Eukaryota; Viridiplantae; Streptophyta; Magnoliopsida; Solanales; Convolvulaceae. The record is from the annotation of a GenBank genome assembly.
UAUUUCAUGCAUUGUACUUUAAUUUGUCAUCCCACAGGUAGUGCAAAUAUGAGACACAAAUUAAUUUGAAAUCGGCUAUCUAGCGCAUCUAUAUAUACUCAUAAUAUAUUAUUGAAGGUGUGAUUAAAAUAUAAAACUGAAUUAUCUAUAAAAAAAAAUGGAUCGGGGAGUGUACUACGGGGUGAGCAACACACUGAUCGGCGUGCUGAACCUCAUCACCCUGGUUGCGUCGGUGCCGAUCAUCGGCGCCGGGCUGUGGAUGGCGAGGAGCGGCAGCGCCACCUGCGAGAAGCUGCUGCAGACGCCGCUGCUGGCGAUCGGCUUCGUCAUCAUGACGGUGUCCCUGGCGGGUUUCGUGGGCUCCUGCUUCCGCCUCACGUGGGCCCUCUGGCUCUACCUCUUCGUCAUGCUCUUCCUCAUCGCCGCCCUCAUGGGCGUCACCAUCUUCGGGUUCGCCGUCACCAGCCGCGGCGGCGGCGUGGCGGUCCCCGGGAAGGUGUACCAGGAGUACCGGCUCCCCAACUACUCCGGGUGGCUCCGGAAGCAGUUCGUGACCGGGGCGCGUGACUGGGCCCCGGUCAGGAGCUGUGUCGUGGGGUCCAACACGUGCGCCGCCGUGCUGAACUGGACCCCGGCCGACUACCAGGCCAACGACAUGUCCCCGCUCCAGUCGGGGUGCUGCAAGCCGCCGACGUCGUGCGACUACGCGGCGGCGAUGGAGACGCAGGAGGAGGACUGCAAGCGGUGGAACAGCAACGACGCGGCGGUGCUGUGCUACGACUGCGACUCGUGCAAGGCGGCGGUGCUGGAGGACAUGAGGAGGGAGUGGCAGAAGAUCUCCAUGGUCAACAUUGCCAUGGUCGUCGUCCUCAUCGUCGUCUACACCGUCGGGUGUUGUGCUUUCGAGAACGCCAAGAUCGCCGAGUCCGUCCACCGUUAUAACGGCGGCGGCGGCGGCCCUAUCCCCGGGUAUUUCAAAUCUCGCCCCCCUCGAUGGGCUGAUUUCCAUGGGUGGAAAAGGAUGCGUGAUUGGAUACGUUGAAUUAAUGAAUAAAACACAGUUAUUAAUUGUUUUUCAGUUUUGCUAUUUUGUCACCAAAACAACAUCAUCUUCAUCUAUAGUCUUAAAAUUAAUUAUAUGCUCGCUACAAUUUGGAUUGGAUAAUGGAGUUUCUUUCAUUAAUUUUUCCAUCCCUUUUCUAAUGUUUGUACUGUUAAUUUUAUUAUGACAAACGAAGCUACACUUCUCAUGUGACAUUAGUAACAUUACACAAGUAGUUUCUCGUUUGGACAAAUAUUUUUGGAAAGGGCGUGGGUGAUGUUUAUCUAGUGCUUUAAAAAAUCCAUAAACGAGAAAAAGGAUGAGCCAAAAUGAAAGUGUGAAAAUGAACAUAUAUAAGAUUAAAAAUCAUUCUCCUUCACGCACUCGUUAUCUUUUCUUUUGCUUCUUUUGAGGGUUUUAUUUUCUUAGAGAUCAGGCAUGGAAGAGGCACAAGAGCAUGUUGGCAUAGCCUCGCUCUCCCUUGGAGACGAUGGUGAUGAAGGUAUAGUUUUCACUGACAUAGACAAUUGCGCAAAGGAACCUGCAGUAGUGUUCGACUCGAAGAAGAUUGCGCAAAGGAAACUGCUAGGUACCCUAGUUUAUACCCCGAAGAUAUUCUUAAUGUCUUUUUAGAUACAUUAAGAAUCAAAAGAACGUGGAUAU